Puccinia graminis f. sp. tritici CRL 75-36-700-3 is the source of this 477-nucleotide messenger RNA. RefSeq lists its product as uncharacterized. The transcript has 4 exons. Lineage: Eukaryota; Fungi; Basidiomycota; Pucciniomycetes; Pucciniales; Pucciniaceae. The record is from RefSeq and is a predicted model, not a curated record. Bases 1 to 477 code for a protein of 158 amino acids.
AUGAUCACCAACCAAAAAAAAAAGACAUCGGGUGUUGGGGAUGCAUACUGGAGGGCCGAGAACAAGCGCACGAGAGGGAUCUCCACGUACGAUGGUUCGGAUGAUGACGCAGAGAAUGUCGGAUCGACGGUGAAGGUGCAUCAUAGACAUCAUAUGUACAACAACAAGAACUGGGAGAAAUCGUAUUCAAGUCCAAGGUCUAGUGUUCACGGUUGGAGCGGAGUCGGAGUAGGGAGCUCCGGAGAGUCGACGACCACUGGGCCGAAAAAGAAUAUUGUUGCGGCUUGUCUGAUCGGGGGUUCGGAUAUGUGCGCCUCCCACGCUUCCGUUGAAACGCAAGCCAUUUUGUGGAUCGUCGGCGCUUCCACUAGACACGUGCAGCAGCAGCAGCAGUUCUCCUUGUGCAAGCAAGUCUUGCCUGGCUCCCGAAGCGCUGAACUUCAGCGUACAAUCCCAUGUAGCCCAGUUGAUGAUUGA